AUGUUGGCGGUCGCCGCGGUUGCUAGCCACGUGCUAGCGGGCACUGCUAGCGGCCGCAGCGGGCGAUGCUGGCGGGCGCUGAAGGCGGCCGCUAGCCACGUGUUGGUGGCCAUCGUGGGCGUUGCAGACGGCCGCCGCGGGCGCUAUAGGCGGUCGCCGCGGGCACUGCAAGCGGCCGCCAGCCGCGUGCAACCACGUGCUGUGUCGGCCGCCAGUCAUUGCCGACGUCGGGAAGAGAAGGGAAGAGGGAGAAAGAGAGAACAUAGCCUUUUGGCAUUAAGGGUGCAGCGUCCAAACUCUAUGGAGGCUGAAAGCAGCGCUAAUUCCUUGUCUUCCCACUCCCCCGCGUCCUCCUCUUCCUCCCCGCGCGGUGGCGAAGCUGCCGGCGCCGCCGCGAAGCGGCGGCGCCACCAGAGCGACCACCCGGUGUACCGCGGCGUCCGGAUGCGGAACUGGGGGAAGUGGGUGUCAGAGAUCCGGGAGCCGCGCAAGAAGUCGCGCAUCUGGCUGGGUACGUUCCCGACGCCGGAGAUGGCGGCUCGGGCGCACGACGCGGCCGCCCUUAGCCUUAAGGGCGCCGCCGCGGUGCUCAACUUCCCGGACCUCGCCGGCUCGCUCCCGCGCCCGGCGACGCUGUCCCCUCGCGACGUGCAGGCCGCGGCUGCCAAGGCCGCGGCGAUGGACCCCAGUGCCGGCGCAGCGGCCUUGGAAUCGUCGCCGGAGGAUUGCGACGACCUAGGCCAGAUCAUCGAACUGCCGAAGCUGGGCGAAGGGUGCAGGAUGCUCGACUCGGCCUAUUCUGGCGGCGAGUUCCUGUUCGACUCGUGCGCGUGGUGGCUGCCAUGGUCUGAGACAGAGGAUCCGACGGAUACUUUUCCUCCGACCACCGUCGAAACCCUUCUACAUGAAUAGAUGCUUAUCAUUCAAACGCCCAUUAUUAUUAUUAUAAAGAAAAAUUCGGGCUCUUCCUCUUAGGCUUUAACUUUAUCUGGCUUUCUUAAUUAUAUGUAUAUAAAUCUCCAUUUCUUGUCCCAAUUAGCUUUAAGCAAGUGACAACAUAAUAUUUGGGGAAG
Messenger RNA from Zingiber officinale, 1073 nucleotides. Its product is annotated as dehydration-responsive element-binding protein 3-like. The record is from RefSeq and is a predicted model, not a curated record. Bases 1 to 912 code for a protein of 303 amino acids. Gene Ontology annotation, biological process: regulation of DNA-templated transcription. Gene Ontology annotation, molecular function: DNA-binding transcription factor activity; DNA binding. Lineage: Eukaryota; Viridiplantae; Streptophyta; Magnoliopsida; Zingiberales; Zingiberaceae. The transcript is spliced from 2 exons.